AUGAAGGAUGCUGUGGUGCUAAAAAUAAUUCUACCUCCUAAGGUAUGUAUGUAUUUACAUGUACAUACGUGGGCUGUCAUAUUUUUCCCGAUUUCUGAUUUUAGACCCGGACCUGGACCCGGAGAUCAUUCGAUGUGGCUUACUUCUAACCCAGGAAUUGCUGAGGUAGGUAGUUACGGUCAGUCCCAUUCUUGUAUUACUCCACUGAGGUGGUAUCAUCUUGCCAUGAAAUUUCAAAAGGAAGAACACCCUCGAUCGGUUGAAUUAAAUCUCUCUCCCAGGGCAAGUUUCGCGGCGGGGGUACCCCUGGACUCCGUAGCGCUAUGCCCGAUCGGGGAAAUAUAUCCCUCGACCUGGAACUCAGAUCUUACAGACAUGCAUGUACGACUAGCUGUUCCAGGUAUUAUUUUAUUACUUAUUCUGGUCAGUGAUUGGAGAAAUCUACCGAAGGUGCAAUGCAGACGAUUGAGAAAAUGA
Molecule: messenger RNA, 477 nt
Organism: Rasamsonia emersonii CBS 393.64
Lineage: Eukaryota; Fungi; Ascomycota; Eurotiomycetes; Eurotiales; Trichocomaceae
Exons: 9
Coding region: 1-477 (158 amino acids)
Source: RefSeq, a predicted model, not a curated record